This is a messenger RNA of Pangasianodon hypophthalmus (striped catfish), 3865 nucleotides long. RefSeq names its product ST8 alpha-N-acetyl-neuraminide alpha-2,8-sialyltransferase 5 (gene st8sia5). Gene Ontology annotation, biological process: N-glycan processing; oligosaccharide metabolic process. Bases 439 to 1821 code for a protein of 460 amino acids. NCBI's taxonomy places the organism in Eukaryota, Metazoa, Chordata, Actinopteri, Siluriformes, Pangasiidae. The transcript has 9 exons. The record is from RefSeq and is a predicted model, not a curated record. Gene Ontology annotation, molecular function: alpha-N-acetylneuraminate alpha-2,8-sialyltransferase activity.
AGCGUUACAUGCAGUCACGAGUUCCAGGCAUGGACACUGUCUCUGUAAAGACCUUCAUUUGUCCCGAGAUCUUGCAGCACAUGCACUGUUUUAAUUUUUGACUCCAAGUGAAGGCGAGAACACUGCUGAACAUGGGCGACACGUUUGCGGGUUCGCGCCCUGUAUAUUCUCUACCUCUGAGUUUUCCUCCCAGAGGUCCGAUAUGGGAGCGUCUAUUCCAGUCACGCGCGUGCGCCGAACCUGGGAAACAGGCGCGCGCAUGAUGCUGACGGCGUAUCGGCCGUCUUUCUGCACAGACACAGAUCACCAGAAAUUAUUUAUAGAUUCCCUUGUUGACUUUGGAAACCGAAGCCUCGAAACAAAUCGCCACAGAGGCAAAAAAAAAGAGAGCGUAAUCUGUGCAAGGACUGAGUCUAGAACAAUGCGCUCGAGAGCUGGAUGAACGCGCCUCUCCGUUAUUCUCCGUUAUUACUACCGCGCGGAAGGAUGGGAUACUCGGACCCGACGGCCGGGCGCGAUUUGCUGGGGAACAGAUCCCUGUGUUUCAUUUUCAUCUGCGCUUUCGGCGUGGUCACACUGCUGCAGCAAAUCCUCUACGGCAAGAACUAUAUCCGGAGCACGCAACAGUUUACCCGCCUCAAAGGAGAGGAGGUGGGCAACUGGAGCGGCCUCGUUAGUUACCCUGAUGAUGGAGGGAUGAAGCAACCUGCCAGAAUUGGGAGGAAAAGAUGCGUCCGUCAGAAUUUUCAGCACUCAGAGAACUCCGUAGUUAUCGCGCCCUGCCUAGCUGAUAUUAAGAAGAAAAAAAAAGAAAAGAGAAGGUAUCUGGAGAGUUCUAAUGGACCCCUCCUGUAUAACACCACCACCUGCAGAGAACUGCGCCAAGAAAUCACAGACAUCAAAGUGCUGUCCACGGUGAAGACAUCAGAGUUGUUUGAAAGAUGGAAAAAUCUGCAGGCUUGUUCAUGGGAGCAGAACAAAGAAGAGACCAGCAACUUCAAGAUGUCUCUGUCACGGUGCUGUAAUGCUCCCUCCUUCUUGUUUACAACGCAGAGGAACACACCAUCCAGCACAAAACUGCGCUACGAAGUUGACACCAGUGGCAUCUUGCACAUCAGCCCCGAGAUAUUUAAAAUGUUUCCGGAGGACAUGCCUUACUCUAAAUCACAGUUCAAGAAGUGUGCUGUGAUUGGAAAUGGAGGAAUAAUUAAAAACAGCAAAUGUGGGAAAGAGAUUGACUCUGCUGACUUUGUCUUCCGAUGUAAUAUUCCUCCUAUUUCUGAGAAGUAUGCAGCAGAUGUGGGAACUAAGACUGAUCUGGUGACCAUCAACCCAAGCAUCAUCACAGAGAGGUUCCAGAAACUGGAGAAGUGGCGGCGGCCUUUCUAUGAUGUCUUGGCAAGCUACGAGAAUGCAUCUGUGGUGCUGCCUGCAUUUUAUAAUGCACGCAAUACUGAUGUGUCCUUUCGUGUCAAGUAUGCACUGGAUGACUUUGGUGGCACCGCGGCACACAAUGUUUUCUUCUUCCACCCACAGUACCUCCUCAGUGCACAACGCUUCUGGGCGGUGCAGGGCGUCCGUGCCAAACGCUUAAGCAGUGGCCUUAUGCUGGCCACAGCGGCACUUGAACUGUGCCAGGAGGUACACCUCUAUGGCUUCUGGGGAUUCCCCAUGAACCCAGCAGGCAUAUUCGUUACGCACCACUACUACGACAACGUCAAACCGCGCCCGGGCUUCCACGCCAUGCCGCAAGAGAUCUUCAGCUUCCUGCGCAUGCACGCACGUGGAAUCCUGCACGUGCAUACGGGGGUGUGCAGGUGAUGGCAUUCACCACCGAAGCUGCUGUUUGUCAGCCUUUUUUUUUCAAGCGAGGCGCUUCCAGUUGAAAGCCAGUGGUGUGAAACUCAAAAUGAGCUUCUAAGUGUGUUUGCAUGUGAAAGACAAUAUUCUUGAGAUGUACUAAUGUGGUUUCCACUGAGAUGACUUCUGAUUGGGUUGAGUGAAUUCAAGCCAGGGGUCGGAUUUAGUGUCUGAAACACAUUAGUGCUGUGUUUAUGGGCAACCAUUUUGUUUCCCGCUAUGUUUUUGAUAUAGAGAACAUAUAAUUUUGUCUGUGCCGUCGCUACAUGGUGCCUGUUUUGUGCGCGGUAUUUUGUGUAGUUGUUUUUUGUGAAACAUCAAAACGGUAGUUUUAUUCUGUGAAAGGGCCACGAAACCUCAAUAAGCCUACACUUCUCUCAUGCACACCAUAGAACUAUUUAUCACUUAAAUAUAAAUUACUUAUUAUUGUCAGAAACAAACUAUUGAUAAUAAUAUUGUAAGCGCUUCUUUUUUCAUAAGAUAUUGUUGCAACUCUAAAGACUGGUUGUAAUAAAGUUCAUGGUCUCAAACACAGCAAACAUAUUUGCAUGGAGACAGGACAAAACUUUUCUUAUUUAAACAAAACAAGCCAAAAAAAAAAAAAACAGUCUAAACAGCACUGCAUUCAAAGUGGCAUUGAAAAUAAUGGGUAUGUACACAGAGGUAAAAGAGUGCUGAAGUGAAGGCUCUUUCAGAAUGUUUGGAGUGGAUACACAUAUAUAAAUAUAUUUAUAUAUGGGAAUAAUAUCACUACUGUAUAAUUUAUUGACAGAUGUCUGCAAAUGUAUCAGCACUCAGUAAUUUCACUUUACAGCUGUUGGCUUAAAUAGUUUGAGUAUUUCUUAACAUUUAAUUAAAACUGUUAUGCAGAAUUUAUGAAGCCUUUACAGUGUUAAUUUUUAUGACCCUUUCUCAAUUAUGGAGGAUUUAUCAUAUGAGACAGUUUUGACUCUGUUACAAGACUGUUUGGACCACCGUAAGCCUCACAGUGAACUGAGGUUUUCAGAAACAGAUAUUUCUACCAGAUUAAUGAUUUGUAUACACAGAACAAGUGUUUUGUCUGUAUUCUUUUGAGGUUGCCUAUACAUGAGAACAGUGGGGACUCUUAGGAAAAAAAGACAUUUUUAAAGAAAAAGCAGGCAACAGAAGACAAAGUGUGGUGUGCCACACAAGUGUUGAAUUGAAAUAUCAUAUCGGAGAUGAGCUUUUCCAAAACUAGACACAGACAUGACUAAUCAACUAAAAAAAUAAAUAAGCCUAUAAAUCACAACCAUUCUAAGUCUUUUAGGGAAAAAUUCAACUUUGGGUUGAAUUGAAGGUUUUUUUGUGCCUGUCUGUCUUUCUCUUUUGUUCUUGGUGCCUUUAUGUGUCAUGCCAUAUUCCCUCCUUGGUGCCACCAUACUGAAUGGCAUUCUUUUGGUUAAUCUUGUACAUUUUGAAAUCUUUCAAACAUAUUUUAUUCACAUCAUUAAGAACUGGCACUGUUUGACAAAUGUUUAAUGAGUUUCUGUGUGUGGGAUGGGCUUACUUGUAAACUGUCCAUCUUAUGUUUACCUUUUCCGGAAGGUAUGAACCAUUUUGGAGAGAGCCAGCAACAUUCUGUGUGUUUCUGCACACUCACCAUUAGAAAAUAUGUACACUGUGAUGCAGAACAAAUAUAAUUGAUUCAUUAUGCUCACAUAGAGGUGGUGUCAGUUUCCACUGAAAUGGUGAAUAAUUGAUCACAUUCUGAGGUUGAUCAGUGUUAAUCUGACUAACAUUGUCUGAUUUCUCCAUGGAAGUCCCUUUCCAGUGCCAGACACAAACACAAAAUCUUAUUAAGCAUGUUCUACAUAUCAUUAUCCCCAUAGUAGAAUCACAACUCGCACUUUUGAGGAAUUAAAUAAAAUGACAAAAGGGACAUCUGUGACAUAUGAAGAAAGCUUUCGAACAUGGUUUUAAUGUACUAUGUGCAAUAUGCACUGUCUUUAUCAAAUGUGUAAAUAAAUUCAUUUGGAAUUACUGA